CAUACAAAAUGGGACACCAAAUAACUGAAAAAGUCGUCACCUUUCUCAUUUUCUUCAUUUCAGUGCUCUUCCUCCUAGCUGAGUCAGCUCAGCCUCCCUUUUCAUGUGACUCGUCAAACUCAAUUACCAGUUCAUUUCCCUUCUGUAACAAAUCCUUGACUAUCACCCAAAGGGUACAUGACCUCGUGUCGCGCCUUACCGUGGACGAGAAAAUCUCACAGCUGGUUAAUACUGCACCUGAAAUACCUCGACUCGGUAUCUCUGCCUAUCAGUGGUGGUCGGAGGGAUUACACGGUGUUUCUAAGAGUGGAAGAGGCACGACUUUCAAUGGCACCGUUAAGGGUGCAACUCAGUUCCCGCAAAUUAUUCUCACUGCUUCUACCUUUGAUGAACAUCUCUGGUAUCGUAUUGCUCAGGCAAUUGGAAGAGAGGCAAGAGCAGUGUACAAUGCAGGUCAGUUAAAGGGGAUGACAUUAUGGGCACCAAAUGUAAACAUAUUCAGGGACCCAAGGUGGGGAAGAGGGCAAGAAACACCGGGGGAAGACCCGAUGAUGGUGGGAAAAUAUGGGGUAGCUUAUGUAAGAGGAAUUCAAGGUGAUAGUUUUGAAGGUGGGAAACUUCAGGAUGGGCAUCUUCAAGCCUCAGCUUGUUGUAAGCACUUCAUUGCUCAAGAUGUGGAUAAUUGGAAUAACAUCAAUCGCUUCACGUUCGAUGCCCAUGUCCUGAAGCAGGAUAUGGCAGAUUCAUAUGAACCCCCCUUCAAGAGUUGUGUGGAACAAGGGAAAUACAUUGUAUCAGAUUGUGAUGCAGUUUCUAUUAUGUAUAAACAACAAGGUUAUGCUGAAGAACCGGAAGAUGCAGUAGCUGCUACCCUCAAAGCUGGCAUGGAUGUGAAUUGUGGUGCCCACUUGCAGAAAUACACAAAAUCAGCUCUAGAGAAGCAGAAAGUACAAGAAUCUGACAUAGACAGAGCUCUUCACAAUGCCUUCUCCAUUAGAAUGAGGCUAGGAUUAUUCAAUGGUGACCCAAGAAAAUUGGAAUACGGAGACAUUUCUACAGCAGAGGUUUGUAGUCAAGAACACCAGGCACUAGCCCUUUAAGCAGCAAGAAAUGGCAUUGUCCUUCUUAAAAAUUCUGACAGGAUCCUUCCACUUUCAAAGAUCAAAACAACAUCCCUUGCUGUAAUAGGUCCCAACGCAAAUGAUACCGAAGUACUUCUAGGUAACUAUGAAGGCUAUCCUUGCAAGAACGUUACGUUACUCCAAGGACUUCACGGGUAUGUUGAAAACACAAUGUACCAUCCAGGCUGCAAUUUCGUCAACUGUACUUCUGCUGCAAUAGAUGAAGCGGUUGAUAUAGCGAAAA
Lycium barbarum (goji berry) is the source of this 1365-nucleotide messenger RNA. RefSeq names its product probable beta-D-xylosidase 7. The record is from RefSeq and is a predicted model, not a curated record. Gene Ontology annotation, biological process: xylan catabolic process; arabinan catabolic process. The transcript has 5 exons. Bases 9 to 1100 code for a protein of 363 amino acids. Gene Ontology annotation, molecular function: alpha-L-arabinofuranosidase activity; xylan 1,4-beta-xylosidase activity. Lineage: Eukaryota; Viridiplantae; Streptophyta; Magnoliopsida; Solanales; Solanaceae. Gene Ontology annotation, cellular component: plant-type cell wall.